This is a messenger RNA of Linum tenue, 646 nucleotides long. The record is from the annotation of a GenBank genome assembly. Lineage: Eukaryota; Viridiplantae; Streptophyta; Magnoliopsida; Malpighiales; Linaceae.
GAUGAACAACCACCAAAGGAACAACCCGGGAUGAAGAGAACGAAAAUGGUUGCAUCAAGAUCUCAUCAAGGAGAAGGAUCAAGGCAGCCGCCGCCUGCUAUUCCAGAAGUUGAGGAGGAAGAUGAGGAAGAAGAUGAUGAGGGAGAGGGUCCCUGCGGCUCAUAUUUCAGAUUUCGUGGCUCCACCUAUUCCCUCUUCAAAAUUAUAAACUACUUGAAACAAGAUGUUGGAUACUAUGCAGCAUGCAAGAAAGAAGUCGAGCAGGCAGGAUUCGGAGGCCUAUUGGACCUUCGCAUGCCGAAGAUACCCAAUGUCUUCAUGGACGACUUGAUGGCUGCUUAUGACUCCUCAUCCAGUUAUUUUGUUUUUGGGGAAGGAGACUCGAAGAAGGUCUUCGACUUCACAGCUGAGGAUGUGGCACGUGUGUACGACCUUCCUCUUGGUGGGGCUGUGAUUGAUUUGAAGAACGUUGAGGGGGGAUGCUCGAUAGUUUCAGCGAGGAAGUUGGCAUGAUUCCUAACAAGGCUCGCAUGGUUCCUAUCAAGAAGCUGCGGGAGUUGGCCAUUCCAGCCAACAGUCCUAGACCACCUGUUGCAAUUGCUGUCAAGCAAUUUUUGUUGCUAGCUACUGGUUCGAUACUCUUGCC